Molecule: messenger RNA, 4002 nt
Organism: Lampris incognitus (smalleye Pacific opah)
Lineage: Eukaryota; Metazoa; Chordata; Actinopteri; Lampriformes; Lampridae
Product: contactin-associated protein-like 4
Exons: 25
Coding region: 1-4002 (1333 amino acids)
Source: RefSeq, a predicted model, not a curated record
AUGCGGGGAAGGAGGACGGCGGCCAGACGCGGCGCGGACCAUACGGUAACACUGCUGUACAUCUGGACGUGGUCUGUUAAGAAACUAGAGGAGUCACACAAGUGCAACGCUAGUGGUGGCGAGGCCCACACGAAGUCUUGGCUUGCGAGACGAGCCACGGUUUCCAAAGUAUGUGACCACCCACUGGUGUCCAGUCUACCACCUUCAUCCUUCCGAAGCUCUUCUCAGCUGUCCAGCAGCCAUGGGCCAGGAUUUGCUAAGGUCAAUAGGAGAGAAGGAGCUGGAGGCUGGUCUCCUCUGGACUCCGACAGGUACCAGUGGUUGGAGGUGGACCUCAGCGGGUUGACUGAAAUCACCGCCGUGGCCACACAGGGACGUUAUGGCAGCUCGGACUGGCUCACGGCUUACCUGCUGAUGUUCAGCGACACGGGACACAACUGGAGACAGUACCGCGAGGAGGAUGGUAUAGGGGCCUUUCCAGGUAACAGUAAUGCAGACAGUGUGGUCCAGUACAAACUCCAGCAACCCGUGAUAGCUCGCUACCUGCGUCUGAUCCCUCUGGACUGGAAUCCCAGUGGGCGGAUUGGACUCAGGCUGGAGACAUAUGGAUGUCCUUACACAUCUGAUGUGGUGAGCUUUGAUGGCAACAGCAGCCUGCUCUUCAGGUUGUCCGGGAGUCCCAGGCCCAGGCAGACAACCACAGAGACCAUUUCACUGAGGUUUAAAACCCUGAGGAAUUCAGGGAUACUUCUCCAUGCAGACGGACAAAGAAAUCACAGCUUCACUCUGGUGUUGGAGAAAGGAAAGCUGCAUCUUUACUUGCAGCAAGGUGGCUCCCUGAGUGGUAUGACCCAGCGUCAUGUGUCUCUGGGCAGCCUGCUAGAUGACCAGCACUGGCACCAGGUGAAGGUGGAGCGGCUCAGUUCGCACAUCAACCUCACCGUGGAUAGAACCACACAGCGGGUCCAGAUCCCAGCGCAGCUCAGCCACUGGGCUCUUCAUCAGCUGAGUGUAGGCGCAGCUCAGAGCCACGAGUCUCAGAAACCAGUCCCCCCCAACACAAACUUCCAUGGCUGCCUGGAAAACCUGCUCUACAACAGUCUCAACCUGAUAGACCUGGCUAAAAAGAACAACCGCCAGGUUGCUGCAACGGGCAACAUGACCUUUUCCUGUACUGAGUCAGUUUCCGUGGCCGUGACGUUUACCGGCCCCCAGAGCUUCCUCCGGCUGCCGGGAGCCAGAAGACGCCCAUCCGGGGUCAUGGCAGUGGGGCUUCAGUUUCGGACAUGGAACGCAAUGGGGAUGCUGUUGACCUUUGACCUCCCCCAGCAAGACGGCGUGGUCUGGCUGUACCUGAGUGAGGCCAGCCUUUGCUUACAGGUCCAUAAGAAUGGGAGGACCCUGCAGGACCUCCGCAUUGGCUCAGGUCUAAACGAUGGUCAGUGGCAUUCUGUGGAGAUGAGUUUUAGACCAGACCGUUUGGCCAUCACAUUGGACAAAGAGGAAGAAGCAACCGCCUCCACAAGUGCCUCAUUUCCUUCCGUCACAGGAAGUGACAUCUUCUUUGGCGGGUGUCCUGCUGAGGAGCACACCCAGGGGUGUAGGAGCCCAUUCGACGCUUUCCAGGGCUGCAUGCGUCUCGUGACUCUGGACCACCAGCCGGUUGACCUGAUCAUGGUGCAGCAAAGGCUCCUGGGAAACCACAGCCACCUACAGAUUGACAUGUGUGGCAUCAUUGACAGGUGCUCUCCCAGUUACUGUGAACACGGAGGUAAAUGUACUCAGUCGUGGAGCACCUUCCACUGUAACUGUUCCAGCAGCGGCUACAGAGGAGCCACCUGCCACAGCUCAAUAUACGAGCAGUCUUGUGAGGCAUACAAACACAAGGGCAUUACGUCCGGACAUUAUUUCAUUGACGUGGACGGCAGUGGACCAAUCAACCCCCAGCUCAUCUACUGCAACAUGACAGAGGAGAAGACAUGGAUGGUAAUCCAGCAUAAUAACACAGAGCUGACCAGGAUACGGCCCUCACCGGGGAGAAACCAGCAUUUUGCCCGCUUCGACUACUCUUCUGAGGACGUGCAGCUGGCAGCCAUCAUUAGCCAGUCAGAACACUGUGAGCAGGAAUUGUCCUACCACUGCAGGAAGUCCCGCCUCCUCAACACAUCAGAGGGAUCCCCUUUCAGCUGGUGGUUAGGAGGUUCUAACCCCGGAAAGGUCCAGACUUACUGGGCCGGGGCGCCUCCAGGAAGUCGCCAGUGUGCCUGUGGCUUUCAGGAAAAUUGUCUUGAUCCGAAACACGACUGCAAUUGUGAUGCAGAUUUGGACCAAUGGGCCAAUGACUCAGGCCUGCUGACGCAUAAGGAGAGCCUCCCAGUCAGGUCUCUGGUGUUUGGGGACAUCCGAAGACCAGGCUCAGAAGCUGCAUAUCAAGUGGGACCCCUCUACUGUCAUGGCGAUAAGAAUUACUGGAAUGCCGCCUUUUUUGACAAGGAGACGUCCUACCUCCAUUUCCCCACGUUCCACGGAGAGCUAAGUGCAGAUAUUUCCUUCCUUUUCAAAACCACAGCCUCCUCUGGGGUCUUCCUGGAAAACCUGGGCAUCAAGGAUUUCAUCCGAAUCGAGCUCAGCUCCUCCACAGAGGUCCUGUUCUCCUUCGACGUGGGGAAUGGGCCGCUGGAAGUGCGCGUGGAGGCGGGUGGCCCGUUAAACGAUGACAGAUGGCACAGCGUGCGAGCGGAACGGAACGUCAAGGAGGCGUCGCUUUGCGUUGACGAGCUCGCUGCCACCACACAGGAGGCUCCUGCUGACGGACACAUCCAUUUGCAGCUUAACAGCCAAUUAUUCAUAGGAGGCACAGCAUCCAGGCAGAAGGGUUUUCUGGGCUGCAUCCGCUCUCUGCAGCUGAACGGUGUCAUGCUGGACCUGGAGGAGAGGGCCAAGAUCACCCCUGGGGUCCAGCCCGGCUGUCCGGGACACUGCAGCAGCUACGGGUCGCUCUGCAAGAACCAGGGCCGCUGUGUGGAGAGAUCCGAUGGCUUCUCCUGUGACUGUGACUUGUCGCCCUACACCGGAACCUUUUGUCACAAAGAGGUGGCUGCCAGCUUCAAGUCUGACACGUCGGUCAUCUACACCUUCAAGGAGCCCUAUGAGCUGAACAAGAACAGCAGCGUCUUGCCCUCUUCCAUCUACACUGACUUGACCCUGAGGGAGGAGAGCAUCUCGCUGAGCUUCAGGACCAGUCAGGCCCCAGCUCUCCUCCUCUACGUCAGCUCCUACUACAGAGAAUACCUGGCCCUGUGCAUCAACAAAAACAGUGAACUGGAGGUGAGGUACAAGCUGCACAACAACAGAGAUGCGGUGGUGUUGAGGAGCAGCAUCAGGAACCUGGCCAAUGGACAGCUGCACACAGUCAUCAUCAGGAGGCUUGCAGACUUUGUUUCUGUCCAGGUUGACCAGAGCACUAGGGACGACUUCAACCUGACGUCAGACAUCCAGCUCAACGCCAUCAGGUCGCUAGUUCUGGGGAAAGUGCCUGACUCUGGCGAUUUAGAUCCGGAGCUGGCCAGGUUGGCAUCGCAAGGUUUUACUGGCUGUCUGUCAGUGGUCCACUUCAACUCCAUCAGCCCGCUAAAGGCUGCUCUGCUCCGACCUGACACCAGCCCCGUCGUCAUCACAGGCCCACUGGCCCAGUCCAGCUGUGGUUCCUCUUCUGCAGCCAGCCCUUAUCCAGCGGAGACCACACACUCGGCGUCAGACCAGCCUGGUUCAGUGGAUCCAGGUCAACCAUUAGUCAAUGCCAUCAGGAGUGAUUCAGCACUAAUUGGAGGUGUAAUAGCAGUGGUGAUCUUUGUCGCCGUGUCGGCGCUGGCGGUAGUAGCCAGAUACCUGUACAGGAGGACAGAGACAUACCAGAGCCAAGAGGUAAAGGGAGCUCCGCUGGAGGGCAGCCCAGGUUUUCCUUUCAACGGCCUGGCAGACUCCCAGAAUGUCCCCAGUUAG